Molecule: messenger RNA, 7316 nt
Organism: Lymnaea stagnalis (great pond snail)
Lineage: Eukaryota; Metazoa; Mollusca; Gastropoda; Lymnaeidae
Source: the annotation of a GenBank genome assembly
CACGGAUCUCGACAAUGAGACCAAUAGACAACAUAGGAAAGUAAUGACCGUCUUUGUACAUGUGUACGAGUACUAUAUAAACUAUAUUGUGCUUCAAAGGGCUACACUGCCCAAACACGCAUAUUCUUAAGGUUUUCAAAGAUUAUUUUUAAAAAAUAACGUCUAAAAAGCUCAAUUUUAUGUGUUAGUGACUAGGUCAUAUUCAUUGACAUUGUUGUUGGAUCCAAAAUAAAAGUAGGGCAGUAGACUCAGUUGACUUGACGGUGUCAACUUGACUUGAGUUGUACUUAGUCUUUAGUACUUGUGUAUCAGAAAGACUGACUUAAUAUUAUCAUUUAAUACAUUUACAGCUAACCUAUUAAUAUAACUUUAUAUAGUUUUACUGUAAAUAUUAGUGUAGCGUGAGUAAACGACAUCCAAAAUCAUCAAAAUGUCAUCUUUAAGGAGCUUAGCCAUGCCUUUUUAUGUAAAACAACAGCUACAAUACUUGCAAAUUAUGAAACUACAAUGUUUGAAAUGCUCUUCAACUUCAAGUGUUAAAAAGGUACAUAACAUACAAUUACAUAACAUGCCUAAUCUGAUGUUUUUUCCAUUUUAAUUUUAUUAUAUAAUCUUACAUGUUUUGUCUAUUUAACUUGUGGGGUUAUCCAUAAUAAGAAGUAACACUAACAUUACUAACAUCACACAUCUUGUGGGGGGUGGGGGCGGGGGUCAAGAAUUUGUUAUAUAAAUAUGUUCUAAAUAACUAUCUAAUUUUUUGUUUAAAAUUUGUGACAUUGAAAGGUUGUAAAAUAUAGUUUCAAAUAGUGUGAAUCAUUUAAGGAUGACAAUGUAGCUAGUUCACUGGGUCAAAUUUUAAAUUAUUUUAUCAUAUCAAGUCAUUCAAAUUAACAUGCACUUGUUCCUAAAACUUUGUGAGAGGACAUUGAGCACCAGACUAUACCAAAAUUUAUUAAUGAAAUCAGUAAAAAAUGUACACAUUUUAAAACCAUUCAUUGAAUUAAAGAGGUUGGACAAAAAGAAAAUGUAGACCGUUAUCAUCUUUAAAAAAAUAUUUAUGGAUUGAUUUAUAGCUUAUCUGCAAUGAUAUACUUAUAUAGUUUAUAAUGUAACUUUUUUUUGGAUGGAAAUUCAAUAAGCUGUAACUGUAACUCAUUUUAAAAAUAUUUUUAAAAAUAUAAGCCUAUAUAUCUUCAUCACCACAUGAUAUAAAAAAAGAAAUUGAAAUCCACUAAGCCUAAAUUAAAGAAUAUUUUAUAAAUCUUCUCAAUGGUUUUGUUCCACAACCUAACUUUUCCAGAACAGGAUCCCAUCGUUUGUGGAUUUUUUGCAAAUUCAAGCAUGUGGUGGGGCAGGUGGUCAGGGUCUACCAAAGUAUGGUGGAUUUGGAGGUGACGGAGGAAAAGUUAUCAUAAAGGCUAGUUCAAAAGUUAUAGCACUAAAGCAAGUCCUUCAGAAGUAUCCACGCCAGAUGUGCAAAGCAGGUUCAGGAGAAAACAGCGAGUAAGCUUAUUUUAAAUUAUACACCAAACCACCUUAAGAAAUUUAUGGUAGAAUAAGAGAAAAAAAUUGAUUACUUUUCAUUAAAAAAAAUAAUAAUGAGAAUGUUUUCUGAAUACUGUUGUCAACUUUUUGUGUGUGUUCUAUUUAUCAGUAGGUUCCAUUUAUUAGGUGAGAGAGGUGCUGACUUACAGAUCGAAGUACCUGCUGGUGUAUUGGUGCAUAAACCUGAUGGCAAGAUAGGUACUAAUAAUUUCAAUAAAUCCUAAAUUGACAUCUAAAUUUUUUUUUUAAACCUUCAAAAGUUGAACAAAUUAAUAUUUACAAUAAAAUUGAUUAGUAAUGCUCAGAUGUCAUUUAUAUAGUUUGUUUAUAAAUAUUCAAGUGAGCUUAAAACAUAACAAAUAUAUUUUUUCCCUUCAGUUGACUUGAACAAAUCAGGAGAUAUAUGUGUUGUGUCAGAAGGUGGAACAGGGGGUAAUCAUAAAACAAAUUUUUUAGGGUUGAAAGGAGAACAAAAUCUGAUAGCUUUAGAGUUGAAGCUACUUGCUGAUGUGGGGCUUGUUGGGUAAGUAGAUAUGUCUGUAAAGUUUAAAGAAUUAUACAAUAGAACUUAUUUUCAUGUAUGGAAGUUUAAAAGAUAUAAUGCAGUUCUAGUGUGCAAUAUGUUUGUAUAAGGUUUUCAAAAUAAUUAAUGAGUAGAUAUGUUAAGUUUUAGCCUUGGUACAAGUAUCAAAAGAAAAAAAAUAGCACCACCUCUUGAAUGUCCACCAUCGCUGGAGGACACUUGCAUAGCCCUGAACAUUAGUGUAGCUUCUUUAUAAAGAGAUGGUUGCCACAAUAAAAUGGCCCUUGAUUAGGUUCCUAUCAUCAUCCCUCAUUUCACCACAUCAGGGCCAAGUAGUAACCAUGUAGUACUUGUUGGUUGACUCGUAACAAGGGAUCUUCACUGACACUAUCUUGAAUACUUGAACAAUGUAGAUGUCUUGAGAUUGACUUAACAUUAACAGUGAUAUCAACAGUGCUAAUAUAUCAUCUUUAACUUAAAUUAUAAUUGAUUUUAAAAGAACUAUUCAUUUCAUUCCACUGCCUUAUUAUUAGCAUUGUGAACAGAAUGAAACAUUUAUUUCAAACCCAUCAAAAGGUUCCCAAAUGCUGGCAAAUCAACUUUCCUAAAAUCAAUAUCAAAAGCAAAGCCCAGAGUUGGUGCUUAUCCAUGUAAGUUUAAUGCAUUAUUUAGGAUACUUUUUUUUAAAUUUAGGAUAUUUCAUCUAAUUUAGGAUAAUUUAUUUAAAGCUUAAAUGACCUGUCUGAAAAAACUUGUUAAAUUUUUUUUUUUCUUAAUAUAUUAUAAGCUAUUUAUAAUAUUUACAGGAGAUUGUUUGUACACUAAGAUUUAAAUUAAUGUUUAUGUGUGUAGUUAAUACUUACCAUAUUCUGGAAAAGAUUUUAUUAAAAAAUUUAAUUGAUUAAUUCAAUUGUCUAGUUUUUCAAAUAAAUCUUCCAGUAGUCAUUUAAACAAAUGUGUCAUGUGUUUCCUUUCUCCAGUUACUACUUUAUCACCUCAGUUAGGCAUUAUGGAAUAUGAAGAUGGGCGAAAGGUGAGGAUGAUUAAUUCUAAAUAUCAUUUUCUUUAUACCAUCACAGUGCAUGUCUUUUUAAAAAUAGAGUAAAAAUAAACCUAUUUUAGUAAAUCAAAAGUUCAUUUUGCACUAUGGCAACAGUUAGUGCGUGAUCAUAACAUUUUCUGGAAUGAUAAUUGUUUUUCUUUCUUUUGCAUUCUUUUAUUGGUUGUAGGAAUUAAAUAAUUCAUAAAUAAAGGGAACAUUUUUGUUGUCAUCUCCAGAAGAAAAUAUUACAAUUUCCCUGUUUUCUUUCUCCAGAUAUCAGUUGCAGAUUUACCAGGUUUAAUAGAAGGUUCUCACAAAAAUUAUGGAAUGGGCAUUAAAUUUUUGCGACACUGUGAAAGAAACAAACUUCUCCUUUAUAUUCUGGACAUCAAUCCCUUUCAGCUAUCAUUUAACAGUCCAGAAAGAUCAGCAUUUGAAACACUUUUAUUACUUAUUCAGGUAAUUAUCAAAGUUUUUGAUAAAGGAAAAGGCUGGUUGAGUAAAUUAACAAAUAACAAAAUGUUUUUUUUUUUCUAUAGCAUUUAGAGUUCCUUUGAUUUGGCACCAUUUUGAGAUUUAAUUAUCUGCUUAAACUUUAAUAUCAUUAUUAUCAUAUACAUUUUUAGUAAAGUAAAAACUGAAUAUUUCAAAUUUAUCAUUACAUUUUCUGCCUUGUUUUCUUUUUAUGUCACACUUUAUGCACUUUGUCCCUAUGCCUUUUGUGAUUGGUUUCAAAUCAUAUUCGCGGACGAUACACAACUUCAUCAAUCCGUGAUGCCCUCUCAGUUCCCUCAAGUUCUUAGUAUGACACAGAAGACAGUGGAGUCAGUUAAGCACUGGAUGACCAUAAACAAGCUCAAAUUGAACGAUGAAAAGACUGAGCUGAUCCCCAUUGCCACUGCUCAGAAACAAAAAUCUGUAAAAAACACAACAUAACUUACUCUCUCAGGUAUGCAGAUUGAGUUUGCUCAAACAGUGCGAAACAUGGGUGUCUACUAGACAGAACACUAACUAUAGAAAUUCACGUUAACAUGCUUUGCAAGGCGAUUUUUCUAGAUCUGCGCAGGAUUAGUCAUAUCAGACCUUUCUUAACGUUCGAAGCAUCAAAGAGGCCGAUGUCUGCAUUCGUGUUAUCACGCAUGGACUACUGCAAUGCUCUCAUGGUUGGUCUCCCAGCUACGCUCCUGGAUAAAAUUCAAAGAGCACAGAAUAAUGCGGCUCGCAUUGUUCUUCGCAAACGCAAAUUUGACCAUGCUAAAACACUUCUGAGAGAGCUGCACUGGCUGCCGGUCCGCGCUUGCAUAGAGUACAAAAUUGCAGCUUUGUGCUACUGCUGCUUACAUGACCUGGCGCCGUCCUAUCUCAAAGCACUCAUGAUGCCUUAUGUACCCACUAGACAGCUCCGCUGAUCCCAUAGUGGCAAAUUAUCGAUACCAUGUGUUCGCCUUGAGACCUACAGAAAGCGAACUUUUCCAUUUGCCGACCCAACAAUUUGGAACGCCCUUCCAGUCACUCUCAGAAACAGCCAGACACUGGAGUCCUUUAAAACCGAUUUAAAAACACAUCUAUUUCACAAUAGAUGCUAUCUACCAUCUUUUUCCAGUUAAUGUAUAUUGGCUUGUGUUGCUUAUGGUUGAAAUGGGAUGUCAGACUUUGACUUGGUGUGCUUGUAUGUAGUUUUAUAUUGUUGCGUCUGUUUUUAAAUGUGGUAAAUUUUAAAAUUGUUUUUAUUUCUCUUUUUAAUGUGGUUGACUUUGUACCGCGCUUCGAGCUUUUGGGGAUGAAGCGUGUUUUUCAAAUAAACUUUAUUAUUCUUCUUAUUAUUAUUUUGUUGGGCAGGAGUUGGAUCAGUACGGACAUGGAAUGUUGGACAAACCUUCAGUUUUGGCCCUCAAUAAAAUAGACACAGACUCAACACAGUCACAUGUCAAGCAACUGUUGGACCUUGUGAAAAACUUACCAGGUAUCUAAGAAAGCUGCAACUUUUUUUAAAGUCAAAUAAACAAAGUUGAUGCCCACAGCAGCCAGGUCAUCCCAUCAGGUUUACUAAGGUUUAAGAAAAAAUGUAAAAAAAAAAAAGAAAAGAGCUACACAAGACAUGACAAUAAAUAACAAUAUACGCUAAGCAAUAAUAAUAUGACUAAUACAAACAAAAGGUAGCCACAAUAAAAUAUCACCUGGCCACAUCUUACUAAAAAUAAUCAUAAUAGCAAGGGGGAUGAAUCUGUCGUUUCCUCAAAGCUAAUAUUUGAAACAUGAAACAAUACUUCAAAAAGGUUCACAUCUACCAUAAGUUUUUUUAUUUUUGAACAGUAAAUCUAGAGCAGUAAAAAUUUCAUAUUUGACCCACGAAAUGUGUAUGUUACAUUUCUGUACUGUGCUGGCAAUUUAGAGCUUUUUGGGUGUCCUUGGAAAAGGAGAUUUUUCACAUGAAAAUAUUAUAGCUAGACCCGAUAAAGUAUGUGUUUCUUAAAAGUAGACUGAGUGGGGUAUCAUAUUGGCUAUUUUGUUAAUGCUAUUUUAUACUCUAUGACCCUGACCUUGAUGUGACCAAGAGUAAAGUAAAUAAUGAAAAGUUUUAUUUUCAAGUACCUCAAACUACAAUUUCUAAAAGGCAUAUUAUUAUAAUGUUUAUAUAAUAUGAUAGCAUUUUUAUUUAUCUUUCAGAAAAUUUAUUAUUGUAUAUGUUUCGGUUAUUAAUAGAUUUCUUCUGAAAAAAUUCUUCUAAUACUUAUAAUUACGUUCAAGUAAACAAGCAGAACAUAAACAAUAUAAACAUUACUAAAUAGCAAAAAACAGAUAAAAUUUAAAAAUCUGCUAUAUAAAAUAAAAUCCAUAAAAUGAAAUAUAAGAAAAAAUACAUAGAACUACAUCCAGUUAUUUUUUGUUGGUACAAAAUUAUCUGCAAUAUAGUUUCGAUUGAAUCCUGUUGCUACUCGUUCUAGGUCUAACUUGUCCGAACUUUCGCUUUCUAAUUUCUAACCACUAUAAAAAUAAUCUGAAUUAUCAUUGUCUUCGUGUGUCAUGGGAAAUUCAUCUUCCGAAUCACUUAAGUCAUUAACUAAAAAGAAUCAUCAAAAAGAUUCCUAACUGAUUUAUUUUGUAAGCCAGUUUGUCCAACUAUGGCUUAAUCCAUUUCGCGAAAAUGUACUUACACAAAUUUGCUAGAUCGUUGUAAAAAAUAACUCCAAAGUUUUAAAAAAAAGGACACAGAAUAGCUAAAACGGAAGUUUAUUUAUUAUUAAAAGGAAGUACUUUUAUUUAGUGUAAAAUUUUGGACUGGCAGUUGUUCUUUCAACGCAAUUUUUAUCGGUCAACACAGUGCAGGAAGAGAAAAUCGGCUGACCACAGUUUAUGGGUUAAGGUUAAGCUCUUGAGAUGAGAUCAUAAUCAACAUAAAUUUUCCUCAUAUGCUUUUUAAAUUAACUGCUGUCAAGUUUUUCUAACCUGCUUAUUUUUACAAUGACCCCUUUUGAUCAAUAACAUUUUUAGCUAAAUGAUUUAUCCACUCAGUGUUACAUUGUAUUAUUUUUCUUAUAAAUCAUUCAUUUGUUGGUAACCCUGUUUUCAGAUUCCCUUGACAAAGUUCCCGAAGAAUUUCAUCCGACGAGGUUGCCGGUAUUCGAAGACAUCAUUGCCAUGUCUGCCAUGAAAAAAGAGAACAUUUCAGCUGUCAAGCAAAGGGUGAGAGAAGUCAUGGAUGACUACGCUGAAAAACGGAGAGCUGCAGAGUUUGAGACCAGAAAAGCUCUGAUGGAUGCAACUGAUGAUGACAGUGUUUAUAAGGAGCAUUUAAAGACUGUUCUUGUGUAGUUCACCAACAUAACCUCAUAUUAUUUUCAUGAUGGCCAGGAUUUCGCUUGUAUCUCCAGUCAUCAUAAAUAAGGCCGAAUGGACUGCAGCUGUGAUAAGAAGUUAUUUGAGAUGUUAGAAACAGAGAUUGUUUGCAAUUUUUGUAAUUAAAAUUUACAGUCAAACAGAAGCAAAGGAGUUGCAGUUAUUGGAGAGAAAAAGAGAGUGAGGAAUUGUUGUCACCUAGUUGCAAACCCAAAAAUUAUUAUAAGACAUAAGUAUUUUAAACUUGGCACCUUUUGUGUAGGUUUCCAUCUAUCAAAAUACACAAUGCUCUAUGUAAUGAUGUCACUACCAGAGGGUACUGAUUUCAGGAAACAAAAUUUCAGAUAACUGCGCUAAAUAAAAUCUUUA